UCGUCUCUCUCCCGCCAAUCACAUCGUCAAUGGAGCCUCUAGGGUUUCUUCUCCGUUUCUGAUUCGUACUCUAAAUUGGGCGCUUCUUGCUAUUCGACUCGAGUUUAGAUGGUCGAUCAGAUGGAAAUUGAAGUUUUCGCUUCCGAUUCGCAGUCUCCUUCAGCUUCUUCGGAUCAUAGGUUUGAGGUUAAUGGGGUUUUGGGAUGCGGUGAAAUUGAAGAUACUGAGCCGAUUGAUGAAGAAAUUGUACUUGAUAGCUCGUUGCUUGAAUCCCCAUUUCAAAACCUCUAUGAGGAUACAGAGCUCGUAGAUAACGAGAAUUACGUUGAUGAGGAAACACUGGGUCUCGACCAAGUGGUGGUUGAUAGUGAGGAUGAAGAUGGAGGAUCGGGUAAAGCUGCUGCUGGUGAGCUGACAUAUUUGCGGGAACGAAGCCCCAAAGCUGCAGGUGUACUCUUGGAGUCUGAUGGAUCGAAUGAUCAUGAAUGUCAGAUAGGAAAGCAAGAAUCAAACUGUGAUACCGUGACAGGAUUUCAAGGUUCUUCUCGGAUUAAUGAUGAGAGUCAUGGUCCAGGGCUGGAUUUUUUGGAUUCUCAGGAACCUGGAGAGGCAACACAAGCAGAUGCCCUUGGUUUUGUGGACCACCUUUUGAUGGACAAAGAUCUUAAUUUGUCUCCAGUCGAUCUACGGGAAAAUUGUUCGAGGAGGAAGUCACCUCCUGUCUCAGUUGCAAAAGGAUAUCAAUCUCUAUCCAAAAGAAUCAAGAGCCGAAGUCCAACCAGGAAAAUGAGUGUCUUUGAUUGGAGUAGUGACCAGUGUGAUGUGAGUGACCCUCAAAACGCUCUGGUCAGUCGUGCAAACAUUACCUGUUUCAAGAAAAGAGAAGAUCAUGCUGCAGAGGAUGAUCCUGGAGUUACGAAAGGAUUUAUGGAUCUGUGUGUGGAUAUAAAUGUCUCAACUCAUCCCACACAAAGAUUUAUGCAGAACAGUUCUGUGGAACAAGCAUCGGGUUUGAAUCAGGGCAUUCUGUUUAUCUCUCAGGAGGAUGCUCAGUUGCAGGAUAAGGCAUCAAAGGAGCACUCGGAACCAGAGGAAGACUUUAUUGACAUUGGUAUUAACACUCAAAUUGCUGCUGAAGCAAUGAGUGCUCUAGUGUAUUCUCCCUGCACUAAAGAAGAAGCUCGUGAAUCAGACCCAAUUCCUAGGAGAAUAUCAGAAAUGAGGGAUCAAGGUAGCAAUAUUCCUAGAGGGAACAAUGACACCAUUGAGGGUGGACCUGAAAGAGACAACGGUAAUGGUCCGCUUAGUGGUUUACACAAGGAAAGACACUCUAAGAGGAAGAGAAAAUUCAACAAGGAAGAGAGAACCGGAACAAAUGUCUCUGUUAUGACAUGUCUUCUUAACUUAUGCGAAUGGAGGCAUCCUAGGGGAAAAAGAUCUCGUCUUAUGCAAAGGCAUCACGUCCCACCUAGGAGAUCUUGGGGUGCUAGUUCAAUUAAACACAGAAGUGAAGCCAACACUUUGUCAAGCAGGUCACAAGUAUCAUUAAGUGGAACAAGACAAGCCUCUUCUUGCCAAUCAGGAGUCAUUGACGUGAAUGUUGCAAAUCAUGCAGCUCCAAAGAACAUAUAUGGUGGAAGUCAUGAAAGCUCUUGCAAGAAAGAUUUUCCCAAGUUAUUUCUUCAGAAGGAGCUUACUACGAGGCUUGGAGGUCCUGGAAAAGUAGGUGACUUCGUGUGGAAAGACCUAAGGAGACGAAGAAACUUGGCUUAUGUUCGAGUCUUAUUUAGCCAGCAUCUGGAUGAUGAAACAAUCAAGCAGCAGAAGAAGAUCAUGGUUCGUCUUGGAAUUUCUCUAGCAUCUUCCUCAGCAGAUUCAACACACUUCAUAGCAGAUAGAUUUUCUCGGACAAGGAAUAUGCUGGAAGCCAUAUCCCUUGGUAAACCUGUUGUUACACCUUUAUGGCUGGAGAGCUGUGGACAAACAAGAUGCUUGAUAGAUGAGAAGAAUUACAUCUUAAGGGAUAGCAAAAAGGAAAAAGACGGGUUCUGUAUGCUUACAUCUUUGGCCCGUGCGAAGCAGCAUCCCCUUCUUAAGGGAUUUAAAGUCUGCAUCACCCCCAACAUUAAACCAAGCAGGGGUAUGAUUGCUGACUUAGUGAUGUUGACUCAAGGGCAGGUAGUGGAGAUAAGUGAGAUAGUUUCUGCAAAGGAUAGAAACUUUCCAGAAGAUCUGUUGAUUCUUUCUUGUGAAGACGAUCGAGAUAUCUGUGUUCCUUUCAUUAAUCAAGGAGCUGUAGUUUACAACUCUGAGCUCUUGCUAAAUGGAAUCGUGAUUCAGAAACUGGAAUAUGCCAGGCAUUGUCUCUUCUAAAUUGCAGACAAAAGGAACCAUCGAAUCACAAAGUUUACAGCAACACGCUAACUAAUGUACUGGUUGAUGCAUGCAAUGAGGCUUUUCAUUUCAGUAUUUCAUAAAACAUGCCCGUUUUCAACUUUCA
Molecule: messenger RNA, 2500 nt
Organism: Capsella rubella
Lineage: Eukaryota; Viridiplantae; Streptophyta; Magnoliopsida; Brassicales; Brassicaceae
Exons: 8
Coding region: 109-2373 (754 amino acids)
Source: RefSeq, a predicted model, not a curated record